AUGUCGUUCUUAAAACGGAAAAGCGUAGCCUUACUACGCCAACUUAAUUUGAAUCAACCUAGUGUAGAGGAACUGCACGCCAUAGAUCAUGCAGAGCUAACAGUGAGAUUGGAGCAGCUAGAUCGUAUUCAAGAUCAAUUCGAGUCAACGCAAUCUCAACUGGAAGAGGAAGACCCUAAUGAACUUGACGCCAACAAUCACGAUGAAUUUGCAGCCACGUUCAUUAGGAACAAGGCAGCAUUUACCAGAGAAUUAAACAAGGUGGAUUACCAACCAAUGUCGUCAACGGGGAAUCCACCACCUCAGGAGCAGCCAUCCGUCGUCAUAGUGAAGCAGCCAAGGUCGCGCCUACCAGAAUUACAGCUACCACAAUUUGGUGACUCUGAACUGUUGAAUCUGGAAAAAUUCCAGCAUCUACGAUCCUGCUUGAAGGGUGCAGCGCUGGAAACCAUUCAAUCUCUUGAAAUUCGUGAUGAAAAUUACAUAACUGCAUUGAACUUACUAGUUGAAAGAUUUGAUAACCGACAUUUAAUUUUUCAGGCGCUCAGACAGGGUUUGCAGUCGCUGGGCACAACCGAACAAAUAGCCGACUGUUUACUCCAGCACAUUACGGCACAGAAAUUGGAUGCGACCACGCAUACGCUAUGGGAAGAACGAGUAUCCACUAACAGACUGCCCCCUUGGACGGACACGGUUACUUUUUUGCAUAAGAGAUGCCAAGCAAUGGAAAAUGUGGCCCACGCUAUGGUAACGAAGACACCUAGCACUCAGACUGCUCAAAAAAUCUGCGCUGUCUAUAAUAAGCACGAUUACGUCGUCUACUCCUGUCCCGUGUUUGCCAGUAUUAGCCCGAAUGAAUGCUGGAAAAAGGCAAGAAACGUUAAAUUGUGUAUUAACUGCCUUAAACCAGGCCAUCAGGUGCAGCAGUGCAAAUCAUCUGCAUGUCGCCGUUGCUCGUUGAUGCACCACACUCUAUUGCAUUUUAAUCAGAUGGAUCAGACGAAUCUUAGACCACCUGAAGGAUAA
Messenger RNA from Anastrepha ludens (Mexican fruit fly), 1026 nucleotides. RefSeq lists its product as uncharacterized. Lineage: Eukaryota; Metazoa; Arthropoda; Insecta; Diptera; Tephritidae. The record is from RefSeq and is a predicted model, not a curated record. Bases 1 to 1026 code for a protein of 341 amino acids. The transcript is spliced from 3 exons.